AUGCAGCUUCAAUCAAAUCUUGCCGUUCUUCUCGAGUUCGAUUUGAAUAGGCUAUUGGCGGUUCAGAGUGAUGUUACGCUGCUGAUAUCAAGACGUGUACGUGAACUUUUAGACAGGUCCAAAGAAUUAGUCGAUGAGCAUUCUACGAUUAAUGAUAAGGAUGAAGAUAAGGGCGAUACAAGCAUUGGAAUAGUUGGAGGAGAUCGUUCUAACCAUCAAGUGGAUGAUGGGGAUGACAGUGACGAUUUUAUUUUAACACAAUUGGGCGAACAUACUGGUGAAAAGAUAUGGACCCAUGAAAAUGAGGAUUUAGUGACACUACGUGCUGAAUUGCCUAAAGCUGAUAUUAGUUCGCCACUCAAAGAAAGUCAAAGUCUGCCGGAUUCCUAUAACCACAUGAAGAAUGAUUCCAGAGAACUCGAUGUGCAAGUGGAAGAGGACGAACUGCCGUCUGCCAAUAAUAAUAGCAGGAAAGAAUUAUCUCAAGUUACUAAAAAACUAUGUGUUCGAUUCCCUGAUAAUAAGCCUGUUGUACCGCGGACAAAUUUUAAUAUUAAUCCCUAUACCGGUAAGCCAUGGAUAUUAGAGGAUUUUAAAAGGAAUGAAGAUAUUAAUUCUGUCAAGAAACGUCAACAGAAUAUGAAAGCACAAAAGAUUUAUGCUGAAGGGUUUCCACCACCAGAAGCUGGUAGGCAAUCUUUAAUAGAUAAAGAAAUAAGCAAAGGAGUGGAAAAUAAUUUCUACGAAUUUGAAAAUUUAAGAGAUAGAUCACACUCACCGCCAGGCUUUGGAAGACUAGAUUUUCCUAAUACACAGGAAAGAUUUGACGACAAGCAAAAAUCUCAAAAUAUUAUAUUUCAUAAGACUAAAUGGAGAUUCCGUAAAGCUACUUGUAAUGCUGUCCCGCCAUAUGAGAGGGAAUUUUUGUUCAAGAAUGAUAAACUAAAUGAAAUUGUUGACGAUGGGACCUUCGAGUGGAAUGAUGCUGAAUUGCAGAUAUACACAAGAAAAUGA
Messenger RNA from Zygosaccharomyces rouxii, 1014 nucleotides. It is a transcript of the gene SAE2, whose product is annotated as ssDNA endodeoxyribonuclease SAE2. Gene Ontology annotation, biological process: DNA repair. Bases 1 to 1014 code for a protein of 337 amino acids. The record is from RefSeq and is a predicted model, not a curated record. The transcript has a single exon. NCBI's taxonomy places the organism in Eukaryota, Fungi, Ascomycota, Saccharomycetes, Saccharomycetales, Saccharomycetaceae.